UAAACAUUGUGGGUUAUUUCCCAUUUACGCGUUGUCAUUUCUAACUGCGUGGCCUUGUUUACACACAACCAGUGACGUGUAACUAGGUGUAUAUAAAUACCCGACUUGGUAUGCCGUACGUAAUGUAUACGAGGGGUGUGUUUGUAAAUUAACCAUUACAGCAACGAUGGGUGGUAUAUUUGGCAAAUUAUUCCGCAAGCGUGAAUUUAGAGUUCUAUUAAACGGACUUGAUGCUGCUGGUAAAACAACUAUUCUUUACAGACUGAAACUGGGUAAAGUUGUCACAACGAUUCCUACAAUAGGAUUCAACGUGGAGACAGUCGAACAUAAGAACAUACAGUUGGUGACUUGGGACAUAGGAGGCAGGGGCAAUAUUCGGCCUCUUUAUAGACAUUACUAUAGUGGAACUAGUGCCUUUGUUUUUGUAGUUGAUAGUAAUGACAAAGAACGAAUUGAAUCCGCCCGGGAGGAACUCCACCGUACCGUGAAAGAGGAAUCACUGAAGGAUGUUGUGCUUGUCGUUGUGGCUAACAAACAGGAUAUAUCCGGAGCUCUGACUCCAUUAGAGAUAAGCGAGAAAAUGGACAUCAACACCAUCCGUAAAUCACACCUGUGUGAAGUGUUUGGUACCACAGCCACCACCGGGGAGGGAUUGUAUGAGAUGCUGGACUGGCUUGUAGAUGCUACUACUAGGAAACAAGCAGGAGAAAUAUUGAGAGGAAAGGACGAGAGUGCAACCGUGAAAAAGGAGUCAAAAUCAUUUUACUUUACGUCACCUUUUUCAUAUAUCAAACAAGUGUUUUCAAAGGUGUGAAGAAUGUCCUUUUCGAUGGUGUGGUUUGACGUUCGUUUGAAUGUUGACGCUAUAUUAAGAUUUAUCGUUGUAGACUAGUGUCGUGAUUCAUUAAUUUUAUAAUAUUUAGCCUUCAUAAGAAAACUUUAACAAACGUGGAUUUGUUUUAUAUCACUUAUCGUUGAAUGGUAUGAAACUAAAAUAACUCAUGUUUAUAUUUAUUUUUUAUUUAAUUUUGAUAUCAAUCUGUUAUCUUGUUAUUGUUAUUAAACUUAAUGUCAAUACUA
Molecule: messenger RNA, 1080 nt
Organism: Mizuhopecten yessoensis (Yesso scallop)
Lineage: Eukaryota; Metazoa; Mollusca; Bivalvia; Pectinida; Pectinidae
Product: ADP-ribosylation factor-like
Exons: 1
Coding region: 167-814 (215 amino acids)
Biological process (GO): vesicle-mediated transport; intracellular protein transport
Cellular component (GO): cytoplasm
Molecular function (GO): GTPase activity; GTP binding
Source: RefSeq, a predicted model, not a curated record